Molecule: messenger RNA, 1128 nt
Organism: Morus notabilis
Lineage: Eukaryota; Viridiplantae; Streptophyta; Magnoliopsida; Rosales; Moraceae
Product: NAC transcription factor 29
Exons: 4
Coding region: 1-1128 (375 amino acids)
Biological process (GO): regulation of DNA-templated transcription
Molecular function (GO): DNA binding
Source: RefSeq, a predicted model, not a curated record
AUGGAGGAGCUCAUCCCUAGGGGAUAUAAAUUUACUCCGACUGAUGAGGAGCUGUUAGACUAUCUCCGACGCAAGGUUGAAGGGGUUCAUGUUCAUCAUUUACACGAUCAUGAGAGAUACUUUUUUGCGCAGACAGUUCAAGUAUCGAAAUCAGGUAAUGGGAAAAGAGUGAAGCGGGACAUGGAAGGAGACUCUGAGGGAGGGUGGUGGAAAGCCACGAGUGGAGAUAAGAAGAUUGUUGAUAAACAAGACAGUCGUAUCACAUUGGGUUACUUUAAGACAUUGAAGUUUUUUAAAUAUAAAGAUCGUAACAGAAUCCGUAAUCAAGCUUACUGCACCGACUGGCUUAUGCAUGAGUACAAACUCACCAAUCAAACUUUCCAGGAAUGGGUUAUUUGCCGCAUUAAAGACAACACCAAGGAUAAAAAGAUCAAGGCGGACUCUAAUUUAACUGCGCAUCUAGUGCAACAGCCAGUAGUACUACCAGCUGUGGCUAUUCAUAAUGAGGAGAUCAUUUUGACCGGCACUACUACUGAUCAUGAUCAUGAUCAUGAUCAUCAGGACCAGCUCCAACCUCAACCUGUCCUUGAAUCAUAUCAUAUUAAUUCUCAUGUGGAUGCAAUCAGCACCGUUGAGGGUGAUCAUGAACACGACAAGAGUAAGUUCGUAGAUGAUAAUAUGGAAGAACAGCAUGAUGAAAUAUUGAAGCAAAUACUACUUGAGCUUGACGACGUUGAUGACAGUAGUACCGAAAGUGAUGACGAUGAUGAUCUGGACCAGCUCCAACCUCAGUUUGCUCUCGAAUCACGUCAUAUGAAUUAUCACGGCCGGGAUGCAGUCAACACCGUUGGAGAUCGCCAUCACGAUCACGAUCACGAACAUGACAUGAGUUUGGGGGACAACAGCGUCGACCUUGAACAACGUGAUCAAAUAUUUAUGCUUCAUAAUCCUACCACUGAGCAACAGUUAGAUCAACUAGUUCAAGAACUCCAAUUAGGACCACAGCCAUUUCUUGAGCCUCAUCUCGAUUGGCUGGAAACUCCGAUGGGCUCCAUUGAUCUGGAGUUCCAAUUCCCACGUCUACCAGACGAUUUCUCCGACAUCGAAGCCUUUCUAUGCAGACUGUAG